Molecule: messenger RNA, 948 nt
Organism: Symbiodinium sp. CCMP2592
Lineage: Eukaryota; Dinophyceae; Suessiales; Symbiodiniaceae
Source: the annotation of a GenBank genome assembly
AUGACGAACAACGCGACGAAAAGUCAAGAGGACCUGAUGCAACUGUUCGGUAAGAUGGGGGUGACCGCGGAGAAGUCCGAGAUCAUGACAUCUUCCAUCGCCGCUGGCGACUACCUCUGCAGCAAAGGCCUGCAGGGAAGAAAAGUUUAUUUGUCUGGGAAGCUGCGGGCUGAAGUAGAGCUGCCGGAGACAGCCAGCGUCGCCGACAUCUUGGCUGCAAUCCAGCACGAGGGAACGCUAGACCCAACGCUGAAGAGAACCCUUGUCUUGGAAGGCAGGGCCUUGGAGGAGUCAGAAUUGCUCAGAGACCUGGAUCUGCAAAGUCCGCCACCCGUACAGAUGCAGGAGAUCUUGCAAGUGCAGCAUGCAGAGCGUGUGAUGUCUUUGCCGAACCAAUGCCGGCUGGUGCAAUUUGCUGUUGUGGGUGAAAGUGGCGUUGGGAAGACGAGCCUGGCCUUCCGAUAUGCCACGAACCAUUCGCAACGUGGGCAGGCCAUGGUGGAGAUCCCGUUCGCACGGGUAUUGGCCGAUGAUACGCCGUUGAGGGUUCUCCUUCGGGACACUUCCCGGCCGACUGAGCUUCCCUCGUCGCUUUUCCUCCUGGGAAUGGAUGCCCUCCUUCUCGUGAUCGACCUCACCGACCCUCAAUCUCUCCGAGCCCUUCACAGAUGGGUGCAACAUGACACUGUGCAAGCAAUGCCAGCCAAGCUGUUAAUCGGCAAUAAGGCCGACAUGACGGCUCAGCGGAAAGUUUCCCGCAAAGAAGCGGAGCAGUUUGCCGCUACGAAUUGUCUGGCCUACUUCGAAACGUCUGCAGAAGAUGGAACAGGUGUGGAUGCUGCCAUGGACUAUGCAAUUUUCCAUGCUCUUUCAAAGCUGAAGAGCCUCCCAUCGCCGCAGUUAGCAGCAGAGCCUGCCCGGACUUUUCUUGGCUGCAAUUUGCAAUGA